GCUUAAUAGUUCCCGCCCCUCCUUUGUGACGACGUCUUGGGAUCGCGCCGGAUGUGACGGUUGUUUAAUCUACCGCAGUUUACCUUUGGCUGUUAGUGCUCGGUACUAACGAGAAGCAGCAAGAUGGGCGUCCCGAAGUUUUACCGCUGGAUCUCGGAGCGGUACCCUUGCCUCAGCGAGGUGGUGAAGGAGCAUCAGAUCCCAGAGUUUGACAAUCUGUAUUUGGAUAUGAACGGCAUUAUCCACCAGUGCUCCCAUCCCAACGAUGACGACGUGCACUUCCGAAUAACAGAAGAUAAGAUAUUUGCAGACAUAUUUCAUUACCUCGAGGUGCUCUUUCGUAUCAUCAAGCCAAGGAAAGUAUUUUUCAUGGCCGUGGAUGGUGUUGCUCCAAGGGCGAAGAUGAACCAGCAGCGAGGGAGGCGCUUCAGAUCCGCAAAAGAAGCCGAAGACAAAAUAAAGAAAGCUUUAGAAAAAGGUGAAGUCUUGCCAACAGAAGCUAGGUUUGACUCGAACUGUAUUACUCCUGGAACUGAGUUUAUGGUGCGCUUGCACGAGCAUUUGAAGUAUUUUGUAAAUAUGAAGAUCUCCGCAGACAAGGCAUGGCAGGGAGUGUCCAUCUACUUAUCUGGUCACGAGACUCCAGGUGAAGGCGAACAUAAAAUUAUGGAGUUCAUUCGAUCUGAAAAAGCAAAGCCAGAUCAUGAUCCAAACACCCGGCACUGCCUGUAUGGGUUAGAUGCUGACUUGAUAAUGCUUGGUUUAACAAGCCAUGAAGUUCACUUCUCUCUUCUAAGAGAAGAGGUCCGCUUUGGUGGAAAGAAGAAUCAAAAAAGAGUUUCUGCGCCCGAAGAAACCACGUUUCACCUUCUUCACUUAUCUUUAAUGAGAGAGUAUAUUGACUAUGAAUUUUCAUCGGUAAAGAACAAGAUUUGCUUUGAAUACGAUAUAGAGCGAAUAAUCGAUGAUUGGAUUUUAAUGGGAUUCCUUGUAGGCAAUGAUUUUAUUCCACAUCUACCUCAUUUGCAUAUUAAUACUGAUGCACUGCCUCUAUUGUACAGAACAUACAUUAGUGUCUUACCAGAUCUCGGAGGUUACAUAAAUGAAAAUGGCUAUUUAAAUCUGGUUCAUUUUGAGAAAUAUCUUAUAAAACUUUCCGCGUUUGACCGCGAGCACUUCAACGACAUCUUUGUCGACUUAAAAUGGUUUGAAAGCAAAGUGGGCAAUAAAUACCUCAAUGAGGCUGCAGGCCAGGCUGCUGAGGAAGACAGAAACAACAAGAAAAAGAAAGCCAAGGUGUCUGAGGAAUCUCUGUGUUUAGUUGCACUGGAGAAAGACGGAGAGGAAAGUGCCAAAUGCUUAGAUGAAGACGCUGAGGAAGAUGACCUAUUUGAGACAGAAUUUAGGCAGUACAAGCGGACAUACUACAUGUCUAAGAUGGGAGUGGAGGUUGUAUCAGAUGAGUUUUUGGCUGAACAGGCUGAAUGUUAUGUGCGGGCAAUCCAGUGGAUUUUGCACUACUAUUAUCACGGAGUCCAGUCCUGGAGCUGGUACUAUCCUUACCAUUAUGCACCGUACCUGUCUGAUAUCUGUAAUAUCAGCCACCUGAAACUGGAAUUUAAUUUGGGGAAACCGUUCAUGCCGUUCGAGCAGCUCCUGGCCGUCCUCCCUGCCGCCAGUAAAGAUCUGCUGCCUAAGGCCUAUCAGAAUUUGAUGACCAGUGCCGACUCCCCUAUAAUAGAUUAUUACCCUCAAGAUUUUAGAACUGACCUUAACGGGAAGCAGCAGGAGUGGGAAGCUGUGGUGCUGAUUCCUUUUAUUGACGAGAAACGGCUGCUGGAAGCUAUGGAAACCUGCAAUAAGUGCCUGACCGACGCCGAGAGGAUCCGAAACCAGCACAGCGAGUGCUUCAUGUACUGGCACGACAGCGACACCGACUUCCAGUACUCUUCGCCUUGGCCUGAAAAGUUUCAGAAUAUCGAGCACUGCCAUGGAAGGUACAAGGCCAUUUCCUUGGAUGCCUGGCACGUGGACAUGGUUAAUAAUAAAAUUACCAAGGUUGAUAAGGGAGCGCUGUAUUUUUGUGGCUUCCCUACUUUGAAGCACAUUAAGCAUAAGUAUUCUCUGAAGAAGUCUGGCGUACAGGUCUUCCAGCAGAGCAGCAGAGGCGAGAACAUGAUCUUGGAGAUCAUAUAUGAUGAAGACAUGCAACAGGAUGUGGAAAGCGUGGCCACUGCUGUGCUUGGAAAAUCCGUUUUUGUGAACUGGCCUCACCUUGAAGAAGCGCGGGUUAUUGCGGUGUCAGAUGGAGAAACAAAAUACUAUUUGGAAGAACCUCACGGGACCCAGACUCUUUACACUGGGGAUUUAGUGCCGCCUGUUAAAGUUGCUUGCGUUGGUGAUAAGGAGCGAAAUAUCUGGGUGAAGGAAGUCCAAGGGAUCUCAGAACACUUCCACAGGCGAAAGGGAGUAGUCAUAAACGAAACUUCAGUGGUGCUUUAUGCUCAGCUGCUCACCGGCCGCCGAUAUAAGUUAACACAAGAAGGGGAGAUUAUUUUUGAGAAACAAUGGUCCAAGCAAGUUCUUCCUUUUGUUUACCAAACCAUCGUCAAGGAUAUCACUACGUUUGAUUCUGGUUCUGCCGUUUUCAAGACGUUGGGUGAGCUGUACUCUCCUGGAAUUUCUGUCUUCAUGUUGGGGGCUCCCUACUAUGGAUGCAUGGGAGAGGUUCAAGAUUCUUCCGACGUUCUCGGUGAGAACAGAAUUCGAGUGCUUUUUACCAUCCCCACUGAGCCUCUGCUGGAUGUCUUGAUACAGAACCAGCAUAAAUUUGCAGUAAAAUAUAACCCUGGCUAUGUUCUGGCUAGUCGCCUUGGCAUAAAUGGAUACCUUGUUUCGAGAUUCACAGGAAGUAUCUUCAUCGGCAGGGGAUCCAAACGAAACCCCCAUGGAGAACAAAAGGCAAACGUGGGCCUGAAUCUAAAGUUCAAUAAGAAAAACGAGGAAGUUCCUGGUUACACCAAAAGAGUUGGAACUGAAUGGAUGUAUUCAUCUGCUGUUGAACAGCUACUUGGUGAAUGCAUAGAAAGGUACCCUGAGCUAUUUACGUACAUCUCUAAAAACAGCCAGGAUGAUGUGUUCUAUGAAGAUGACAUCUGGCCAGGAGAGGAUGAAAAUGGGGCUGAGAAAGUCCAGGAAAUCGUUUCUUGGUUGAAGGCUCAUCCAGUCAGCCUGCUGUCCCGAUCAUCCUGUGACCUGCAGAUCUUGGAUUCUGCCAUAGUUGAAAAGAUCGAAGAAGAGGUUGCAAAGUGCAAGUCCAAGAAGAGCAGUAAGAAAGUGCGAGUCACUGUGAAACCUCACUUGCUGUUCAGGCCCCUGGAGCAGCAGCAAGGCGUGGCCCCCGACCGCGAUGCGGAAUUCCGCCUGUUUGAUCGCGUGGUCAACGUGCGCGAGAGCUUCUCUGUUCCACUGGGUCUCCGAGGCACUGUUAUAGGAAUAAAAGGAGCCGAGCGGGAUGCUGACGUGUUGCUGGAGGUACUGUUUGACGAGGAAUUCCUUGGGGGACUAACAAUAAGGUGUUCCCCAUCUAGGGGUUAUCGCUUGCCAACAAGUGCCUUAAUCAACAUCACUCACGGUUACCGUAUAGAAAGUGGGGGGCAGAAGCUGACGGCGAUAGUUAAGCCGCAGCCAGCGAUUAAUCACCAUGCCCAUUACUCCCCCGAAAUAACCGCAGGAGUGUCUCAAAAAGGCCACCUGGGAGCCCUCAACCACUCUCCACGCUCCCUGUUUAUUCCCACAAGGCAGCAAAACGGAAAACAACACUUUCAGGGAAAUGCCAGCUCGCCGCAUAAAGGCUUUGCUUCUCCUGGAAAUCAGAAACAAAAGAAUAAACAAGAAGAUGAGUUCUGCAAUGUGUGGCAAUCGCUACAAGCAACUGGGAAGUCCCCACAUAACAAGGGUGCAAAUCUACCUCAGGAAAACAAAUUUGGACAAGCAAAUCAAUAUCACAAGUCGGGCUAUGCAGAGAACACUUCCAAGUGCCAGCAAAGGAAGCAGGAGUCUGGAAGAAAAGCCUUCGGGACAAAAACCGAGAGCCAACAGCAAGAGACGCUAAAGAAGCAGAAUCCCUCUGAGCCUAUUAAACAGGUGAAGCUUUUAAAGAGAAACGAGCUACCCGCUGAGAAUCGGGCGGAAAGAGAUAAUCCUAGCCACGUGGAAGAGAAGCAAAAGAAUGAAUUUGAAAACCUCAUCGCAUCCCUGAAGAUUGGCGAAGAAGAACAGAGGCCAUCUACAUGCCCCGCGGAGACAAAGGAGGCUACGGAGGAGCACUUGUCCCCACAGUCUUUUGCUUUGAAAGGAACACAAAUGUUGAAAGAGAUUUUGAAAAUCGAUAGUUCCGAUUCUUCAGAGCAGCACAAAGAGGCGAAGAACAAUCCCCCCUCAGCAUCUGUGCAGCGCAAGCAAGCCAAGCAGAUAGCUGUGCGCAUGACCAGGCCUGUUGGACCCGGGCCGUGUUUCAGCGCACCUAACCCAGAGCUGUUACGCCAGCCCCUUCUUCCUUCGCUACCUCCUCUGUCUACGCCGGUGUCGGAGCUUACGCGUAUCUGCGGUGCAGUUGGAAUCCAUCCACCAGAGUUCUCGUUUCUACGAACCCCACAGGGUUUGGCGGUUUGUCAAGUGAAAUUGUCAAAUGGUUUUGCCACACACGGCCCUCAAUGCCAUACGGAGAAUGAAGCCAAGGAGAAAGCGGCUUUGUUUGCUUUGCAGAGACUGAGCACUGGAAUAAACUUCCCGUAUGCACCACCAGCACCGCUGUUUCCCGGCUUCCAAGCUUUAGGGGGCGCUCUACCAACAGGACCGAUUCCUCCGGUAUUCCCUCAGCCUUCAGCAAAUUUAAUCUCCUCUGCACCCCAUGUCUAUGGCGCAGCAUCAUGGAGACCCACAAUGCCAGUUCAAAACAAAUCUUUCUACCCGGGCUCCUAUCCUAGUAACGCACCUAUAGUGGGGCAUUUGCCGACAGGCAGCCAUAACCAGUUUAUACCACUUCAGGUAACCAAACAAAGGGUAGCAGUCAAUAAACAUUCUGACUUCAGGGAGCCCUCAAAUGCUGCCCAGGGUCCUUUAAGCAACGAUCAACAAUCGGUGCCUGACGUCGGCAGCCAGCCAGUCUUGGAAAUGUCUUCGUCCUCUCUGGCAUCUCCCCAGAAUACUCACAACCCGGCUAUGGACAAAGGAGCUUCAUCGGCGUCUCCUCACAGCAAAUCCGCCCCAGGCUCGGGCAACCGCCGAAAACCAAGAAAACUGGCCGUCAAUUUUAAUGCUCCAAAGGGACAAUAAAUAGGGCCGUCUUUAGUGCCCGGUUCUCACCAACUGUGUAAUCUUGCCUUAAUAUUGCUGUCUACGAUAGGAGGUUCUGUCUAGUAUGUUAAAGUCAUUUUGUCCGGUGGCUCUUGAUCUACAGGUUAAUAAUGACCCCUGUGCCCCAUUUGAACAGUCAUUUCACAAUUGGAUUUUAUUAACUCUUUGAGCACUAGAGUCACUUUAGAAUGCAUCUGGAGGAAAAUGAUACAUAUAUAUACCAAAACAGUACAGUUUGCGGUGUUAAUAUUCAAGCAAGACAAGUCUUCAGCUUUGUAUAAUGUACACUCAGUC
Spea bombifrons (plains spadefoot toad) is the source of this 5652-nucleotide messenger RNA. RefSeq names its product 5'-3' exoribonuclease 1 (gene XRN1). Bases 124 to 5337 code for a protein of 1737 amino acids. NCBI's taxonomy places the organism in Eukaryota, Metazoa, Chordata, Amphibia, Anura, Pelobatidae. Gene Ontology annotation, molecular function: 5'-3' RNA exonuclease activity; RNA binding. Gene Ontology annotation, biological process: nuclear-transcribed mRNA catabolic process; rRNA catabolic process. The transcript is spliced from 43 exons. Gene Ontology annotation, cellular component: nucleus. The record is from RefSeq and is a predicted model, not a curated record.